AAGAUCUCUGUAAGCAUCGAGAAUGACUCCGGCUGUGUCUUUCCCGCCUCGCAGUGUCAGCACAGUGGCCAUGAGAAAAGAGGCCUCGGAGCUCCGAAAAACUUUAAAACCUCUCAUGGAGAAGCGCAGACGAGCGCGCAUCAACGACUGCCUGAACCAGCUGAAAAACCUCAUCGUUCCUCUAAUGGGAAAAGAUAACUGUCGCUACUCGAAGCUUGAGAAAGCAGACAUCCUGGAACUGACGGUCAAAUUCUUGGCCGAUGUCCCUAAAAUGCCGACAAAUGAUGUUACAGUAAGUUACAGAGAAGGCUAUGAAGCGUGCCUUCAGCGGGUCUCUGCGCUCCUCCCGGCAACGAGCCUCGACCAACAAACCUCCGCACGCGUGCACGACUUCGUCCAGCAGUCACUGCGUUCGAGUUCUCCGUCCUGCAGCACGUGCAGCGCUCGCGCAUCCACCGCGCCAUCACCGGUCCAGCACGAGCGGCUUCUGAGCCUGAAAUGGAUCGAAAUCACUCGGAGAGAAAAGCGCGCGCGCGUCACACCGGAGAGACCCCAGGAUGCGCCACAGGCUGUCGCUCAGCCCAUGUGGAGACCUUGGUAGAUGCGGAAAGGCGGCGUACUGUUUCAUGCCACUUGUCAAAUAAUGUACAUAAACAGCCCAGAAAUGUGUUGUAAAUAUUUGCAGAUGUGUAUAACGUGCUGACUUGAGGUACUAAGUCAAGUUGAUUUACUUAAGUAUUGUAUACUUCUCGUUCGCUUUUGUCAAAAUUCGCUCGUUUGUAACUUUCGGUUCGUUUUCUUAGAGAUCCUGCGCGUGACCUGUAAAUAACUCGGUUAUUCGGUUUGGGCUUAAUUGGGUGAGGGCUUGUAGAAAACGCCUAUGUAAAACCCUGUGGGUUGUCCAGUGUAAAACCUGCACUUCCACUUCAGGAUUCUGUCUACUUCAGGAUUCUGAGUCUCUGCAGAUUAUUUUACUUGAA
Messenger RNA from Tachysurus vachellii, 980 nucleotides. RefSeq names its product transcription factor HES-2-like. The transcript has 3 exons. Lineage: Eukaryota; Metazoa; Chordata; Actinopteri; Siluriformes; Bagridae. The record is from RefSeq and is a predicted model, not a curated record. Bases 23 to 601 code for a protein of 192 amino acids. Gene Ontology annotation, biological process: anterior/posterior pattern specification; regulation of transcription by RNA polymerase II; regulation of neurogenesis. Gene Ontology annotation, molecular function: protein dimerization activity; DNA-binding transcription factor activity, RNA polymerase II-specific; RNA polymerase II cis-regulatory region sequence-specific DNA binding. Gene Ontology annotation, cellular component: nucleus.